UUUUUUUAAAAAUUAUAUCCUAGUCUUAAGUGUUCAUAAAGCAGACUAAGUUUCAAUCGUUGCGAUUUACAGUGUCAGUGUGCGACCAACAUUUCAAGGCAUCCAACGCAAAACCUAAUACUCUCAAGUGCCAAAUUCCAUCUCAACUCGCAAGUGCCAAAUUCCCAAUCGGUGGCGGCUGGAAACUGAGAGAGGGACAGAGCAAGCCGGCGACGGAGAGACCCGGCGAGCGGCGAGACAGCUUCACACUAUUAUCUCUCUCACCAAUGGAGUCCAACGAUGUUGAAGAGGAGGAAUUUGGUUUCUCAAGAAACUACUUUUUGGCAAAAGAACUCGGUGGCUCCGGAAAGAAAUCUGCGCGCAAACUUUCCGGCAUCAAUCUCGUCGACGAGCCGGAGCUAAGAGAAGCAUAUGCUAACAUUAAGCCAAAGCACGAGAAAGAAAUCGAUGAUUUGCUACGCAGUUAUAAGAAUUCAUACUCAGAAUGGGCUACUGUAUUGCGGUGUGGUUUUGGGCUAUUAAUGUAUGGUUUCGGGUCAAAGAAGGCGUUGUUGGAAGAUUUUGCUGCAAACGCCUUGACUGAUUAUUCUGUUGUUGUGAUCAAUGGAUAUCUCCAGUCAGUCAAUCUUAAGCAGGUUGCAAUUACUUUAGCUGAACUCUUGUGGGAACAACUGAAAAUGAAGCAGAAAAGUGGCUCGUUGAUAAAAAAUCAGCCCUUUCACACUCAAUCAAUGGAUGAUCUUAUUUUGUUCCUCGAUGAGCCACAUUUGGAGGAUGAGUGCUUUGUCUGCAUCUUGGUCAACAACAUUGAUGGGCCGGGCCUGCGUGAUUCAGAGGCCCAACAAUAUCUUGCCAGGCUAGCUGCUUGUUCUCAUAUACUCAUGGUGGCCUCCAUCGAUCAUGUGAAUGCACCUCUUUUAUGGGACAAAAAGAUGGUUCACACUCAGUUUAAUUGGUACUGGUACCAUGUUCCUACAUACGCACCUUACAAGAUAGAAGGAAUGUUCUUUCCUCUCGUUCUCACUCACACUGGCAGUGCACAAAACGUGAAAACAGCUUCAAUAGUUCUGCAGAGUUUGACGCCAAAUGCUCAAAGCGUUUUUAAACUUCUUGUGGAUCAUCAGCUUGCCCAUCCUGAUGAAGAAGGCAAGUGGCUACAUUUUGAUCCUGAGAUUCUGAAUAACUAUUUCCAUAAAUGGGAUGCCGUUAAACAAUUUGUACACGAUUUGCCGAGAACGAUUUCUGACCACGAGUUGGUCAAGACGAGAAGAAAUUCGGACGGCGAAGAUUGCUUGUACGUUCCACUCUCGAGUGAAGCACUUCAACAACUUGUGCAAGAGAUCAACCAGUAA
Striga asiatica is the source of this 1352-nucleotide messenger RNA. Lineage: Eukaryota; Viridiplantae; Streptophyta; Magnoliopsida; Lamiales; Orobanchaceae. The record is from the annotation of a GenBank genome assembly.